This is a messenger RNA of Anopheles merus, 3013 nucleotides long. RefSeq lists its product as uncharacterized. Bases 1355 to 2239 code for a protein of 294 amino acids. NCBI's taxonomy places the organism in Eukaryota, Metazoa, Arthropoda, Insecta, Diptera, Culicidae. The record is from RefSeq and is a predicted model, not a curated record. The transcript has 3 exons.
CUUCUUUAACCGAAUGGGUGAACAAUGUUAAAGGGAAUUCUCGGAAGAAAAUAUGUCGAACUAAUUAGUGGAAAAAUAGUCUUAGGAAAAUAGUGGGUAAGUUAAAAGAGGCAGAGAAGAGCGAGAGCGAGAGAUCAUCGAAUCUGCUGUCCCACGGGGAAUCAAACGAAUAAGAGAACGUUGGCGGCAGAGAGCCGGCACUGUACGAUAAUGCUUCCACGGCUCCAGUCCAGUCCAGUCUCCCCGCUCCCGCGGCGAAGAAGAUCAGUGUGGUAUAAGAAUUAGUUGCUAAGCAUACGCACCGAUAAGAUAUGUUUGGUGGGCGAUGAAAUUCUCAGAAUUGCGGACAUCGGCAAUAAGCCAGCCGCGUGUACUCUUUUCCCUUUCCCACACUGUUACAAAAUUGAUGCCAACACCGGCGUAUACUUGAUAGACGCUUUUUUUUUUGUGUACAAUCGAUGGUGUCAGUAUGGUGAAGAAGGGCAUUGUCGAUUGUGUAAGUAGAUUAAACUCAUAAUUCGUGAUGGUGACAACUGCUUCUAACAACUCUCGUGGCUUAAAAUUGUGUAUAAAAGCAAACAUUUCCUCGGCAGACAAAAAAAAAACACCCUUUCACUCACUGCUUUUCUUUAACCGAAACAUGUGAACGGUUUUCGUGUUUAGUAUUUAAGAAAAUCGCCUUUCUCGCUCAUUCUCUCUCGCUUCUUUUCGCUGGCUCUUUCUCAUCAUGUAGUGAUUUAGUUUUCUUGCUAAUUUAUUAGACUCGGAGGGACGACACGCGCGGGAAAAGGAAGAGAUUUAAUUGUUAAACGGUAAAUGAAGCUGUACGAAUGUGAUUUUGCGAAGGUCGGUGAACAAAAACUAUUAAAGUAUAUGAAGAAAACUAUGUAUAACAAACAUGCGUACGCAAUCAAUGUUAGCGACAACUCUUAUCUGAUCACAUCUAAUCAGUGCAAUCGAACAUGAUGACAAAUUGUUCUGUUUACAGGGAACACCGGGCACCGAAGGAAUCUGAAGAACAUGUUUAAAUAACCCCGUUCCAUGAAGCGGAUCGAUGCCGUCGUAGAUUACCUUUAUCAUGAAAUUUGGCGGAUUAGCGCCUACACCCCACCACAUAGUAGCCGCGUGGCCUGAAAAUAAUAGUAGUAGCCUCGUAUCAUUUUAUUCCCUUCGUUAGUUAUCUUUUACGCACGAUAAGUUAACUUUAUGGUCAAACCGGUACCAAUUUCGUUUGAAAAUGGUUGAUCUCGCGGAAUGGGAAGCAUCUUUUCAUUAUGUAGUUUGCGUUGCGCCACCACGGUGAACGGUGGGUUUUCGGUGUCGGUGCCUGGUUCGGUCUAGAAGGGGAUAUACAAUGUCGCGUGUGCCAGUCAGUAGCUCCUAUUCCCGUCCAAGAUCGGGACUGGCCGAUGCUGUGGUUGACGACGUACGGCCGGAAUCGCUCGCAAGCUUAGGUUCGCUGGCCCCGUCUCUCAGCCAAUACGCGCUGGGAAAUAGUGCUGGAGCCGUCGGUGCAGUGGCCGGUGGAGAAUCAUCGAUGGCACGCGGCGCUGUCGAUGGGCUCACGGCAACCCCGGUCGGUCAGCUGGGCGUGACGGCUUUUACGGAGGGCAUUUACACGGAAGGAGGCCACAUUAACCCGGCAUUCGGCGAGGCUAUGACGAACAGUGCUGGCCAGAUGAUGACGGAGCUGGUCGGGGAGGAAACGAUGGACAAGAUGGAAAGGAUGGAGCAGAAAAUGGCACGCGCCGUGGAUAAGGUUACCGAUGUGGAGGUUUCGGCCGCCGAGAUGGCGAUGGUGGCCGGUGUGAUGGACUAUCUGCCCGAGGGCGAGGAAGAACCCGCGGUCCCCGAGGACGUACCGGAUGCUGGGGAGACGCCGGACCUGUUUACCACGCCGCUGGAGGAGCCGGUAGAGGCGGACGUGGCCGUGCCGGACAUGCAGGAGCUGAACGUGGGAGAGCUGGGACGGAUGGGCGGACCGACGGAUGAAUACAUUCCACAGAUGGAGGACGCUGGUGAUGCCGAUCCAGAUGGUUGUUGUUGCUGCUGCUGCGGCGAGGACGGUGGCGAUGAUCUGUGCGGCUUUGGCGAUCUGUGCGACUGCGGCUGCGGCACCUGCUGUGGUUGCGGCGGACUGCUGGGCUGCGGUGACUGUGGGGACUGUUUCGGCUGUGGCGAUUGUAUCGGGUGCGCCGACUGUGGCGACUGCUGCUCGUUCGACUGCUCCAUAAUGUGAGCCUAAGGCCUGGUUACUACUCGAAGGAGAGAGAGAGAGAAUGGAGCGAAACUAGUGCAAUCGUUACACCCGUCCGUUUCUAACUCAUAGCUCUGUAUGUGUGUAAGAGAGAGUUAGUCUGUAUGUGUGUGUGUGUGUGAGAGAGAGAGAGGUAGAUGGAACGAUGCGUGUGUGGUGCUAAGGCCUACUGCGUGUUCUAUUGCUGCUAAAGUGUAAAAGUGCAGCAAAAUAGAAUGUCCAGUGUCAUACUACCCACGUGAGAAUAAGAGGCGAAAGAACUCCGCAGGAGCCAAAGCCUCUCUAAACAAUACUAACAACAACAACUACCAACGUGAGCAGAUUAGCCUAGCGGGGGCUAUUUUAGUGUAUCAUAUUGAGCUGAACUUAGGAUAACAAAUUAUCGAGUUUUCCAUUUCUCACCGAGCAUAUGAGAUAGGGACUCGAGCGUGUGUAUUGAUCCUCUGCUCAGGUGUGAGGAGAGUUUCGCCUCUUAACUGUAAUCCACGUGUGCCACAAAAUAUCUCCUCUAGCUAGGGUUUCCCUCUUUCUUAAUAUAGGCUAAAGGGAUGGUAGAGCGUUGUUUUGUUUUAUUAUGUGUACAAUUUAACGUUAGAAUAGAGAGUUUAAUACCAAUUGCUAGCCAAGCUGAGCCUUCCUACCCGUUUGUGUUCAGCAUUUUUCGUGAGCUUAUAUGAUAAAUGAUAAACGAACUUAUGUACGAGCGUGUGUGCUACUCGCACAAAAGUAGAAAUAAGAUAAAUUUUACAUUUUGUA